Messenger RNA from Branchiostoma floridae (Florida lancelet), 1061 nucleotides. Its product is annotated as cholecystokinin receptor-like. The record is from RefSeq and is a predicted model, not a curated record. Gene Ontology annotation, biological process: G protein-coupled receptor signaling pathway. Gene Ontology annotation, molecular function: G protein-coupled receptor activity; peptide binding. Bases 123 to 1061 code for a protein of 312 amino acids. NCBI's taxonomy places the organism in Eukaryota, Metazoa, Chordata, Leptocardii, Amphioxiformes, Branchiostomatidae. The transcript has 6 exons. Gene Ontology annotation, cellular component: membrane.
GACCGUUUGGUCCCGAACCAAACACGUUGUUGAUGCGCCACGCGAUCUCACAUAAAUCGUAUUAUUGACGCAUACUCAAGACAUUUUGCGUCUGUUUCAGGUAUUAUGCCAUUCUACAUCCGAUGAAGGCGAAAUCGAUCUGCACCCUCGGACGGACCCGGAAGAUCAUGGCUGGUGUUUGGAUCAUGGCACUCAUUCUGUCAUCACCGAUACUGUAUGGCCAGACAGUUCGUGGCUACCCGAUCUCUGCAGAGGUUACGGUGUACCACUGUCAGCCAUCUUGGCCAUCCGUUGUAUACCACCAGGUUUACAUCGUCUACGGAGCGCUCGUCAUCUUCCUCCUACCCUUCAUCGUAAUGGUGUACACGUACGGCCGGAUCUGCCGGACCCUGUGGGUCAGCAACAAGAUGCUGGACGUGAUGACGCAGGGCCAGGUCGGACAUCACCCACCCACACAUUGUCGCCUACAACCACCUCCGAUGGGACUCGUGGUUCGCGUCAAGGGUAGCACCACCCACUCCUCCAGCAGCUACAGGGACGGAGCCGUCGUCUUUUCAAAUGAUAACGGUUCCUCGUCGCCAUGGCAACGACCAAAGCCCACCUUCAUGCCACCUCGCACCCGUGCCCGAAUCGUGAAUAGAAACCUGGAGACCUUCCGGGAGCAACAGGGCAGAAAACAGCUGAUAAAGAUGCUGAUAGUGGUCAUCGCACUGUUUGCCGUUUGCUGGGUGCCCAUCUUACUUCUUAACGUGCUAAAGGCCUUUGAUGUGGUGAACACGUACACGCCUGAGGUCUACUACAUGAGCAUCGCGUUCCAGUUGAUGGGAUACCUCAACAGCUGUGUCAAUCCUAUAUGCUACGCCUUCAUGUCCAAGAACUUUCGCCAGGUGUACCUCCGCGCCAUAGGCUGGCCUUGUGACGCUUUCCAGAAGAUGUCGUCCUGUGCGAGCAGCAGCGGCAGUAGGAGAACCAUGGCGACUAAGAUGACGUUCUUCUCCGAGUCUCACUUCUCACAUAACCGAGACCAGGGCAAUCGCAUUCAGAUGGAGUCAACUUUGUGA